Peromyscus californicus insignis is the source of this 2136-nucleotide messenger RNA. It is a transcript of the gene Arl2bp, whose product is annotated as ADP ribosylation factor like GTPase 2 binding protein. Gene Ontology annotation, cellular component: mitochondrial intermembrane space. Gene Ontology annotation, biological process: positive regulation of tyrosine phosphorylation of STAT protein; maintenance of protein location in nucleus. The record is from RefSeq and is a predicted model, not a curated record. Bases 267 to 725 code for a protein of 152 amino acids. NCBI's taxonomy places the organism in Eukaryota, Metazoa, Chordata, Mammalia, Rodentia, Cricetidae. The transcript is spliced from 6 exons.
CGGGGCUGGGGCUCCGCUCUAGCCGGGCGUUUCUUACCCGCGGCCUCCGCGGGCCUGUGUCACCGAUUACCUGCGCGUCCGUCACAAUCCUCUGGCCUGAAUCUUGGCCGUCAACAAAACCUCGGGCCUUGAGCUGCCAGGACUGGCGGCGGCCUUACCGCCCGUCUCAGGCCACUCCUGAUCCAGUUACCGACCCUCUAGGCCGGUGCUCCUCCGGUGGUCACACUCACCACCAACAGAUAGACCUCUCUGGCCUAAGAGCCAGGAUGCGCUCCUCCGCCUCUGAUGCAGAAUUUGAUGCUGUGGUUGGGUGUUUAGAGGACAUUAUUAUGGAUGACGAGUUCCAGUUACUGCAGAGGAACUUCCUGGACAAGUACUACCAGGAGUUUGAAGACACAGAAGAGAAUAAACUCACCUACACCCCCAUUUUUAAUGAAUAUAUUUCCCUGGUAGAGAAGUACAUUGAAGAGCAGCUGCUGGAACGUAUCCCAGGCUUCAACAUGGCGGCUUUCACAACGACACUGCAGCACCAUAAGGAUGAAGUGGCUGGUGACAUCUUUGACAUGCUGCUCACAUUCACGGAUUUUCUGGCUUUCAAGGAGAUGUUCCUGUACUACAGAGCAGAAAAGGAAGGCCGAGGACUGGACUUAAGCAGCGGCUUGGUGGUAACUUCUCUGUGCAAAUCCUCUUCUACACCAGCUUCCCAGAACAACCUGCGGCACUAGGUCCCACCUUCAGACAUGAGUGUGAUCACUAUGAGGUCACCUACCCAGCCGGCUCAGAGAAACAUGGGCUGCUGAUGACAGAUGCAUCUUCAUUCAUGUGAAGUUUUGAUGAGUCCUGGAAAACAUGACCGACGCUCCUGGCCCUUGUCCAGAAACACCAUGUAGUCAGUAACCUCCAUGUUCAUCCCUCCCGUCCCAAUGCAGGCACCUCCCCCAGGUGCUUCAGAGUGACUCCUGGAGCAGGCCCCCUGUGGCCACCUGACCUGGGGGCCUCCCCCAGCAGUGUGCUAGUGUAGUGUGUCAUCAGUGUGGACAACACACCCUCAUGAACCCUUCAUCCCGGCAGACUUCACAUGAGUCCUUGUGCACCUGUUUUCACGUGGGUCAGUUUCAGUCCUCAGCCUCAAUGGGGUUUUUGUUUGGGAGUGUUUAUCUAGGGAGUUCCUGGGGCCAGCUGUCCUGAUUUCUGAGUCUUCUGUGACUACAGCUUGCCUGGCUGUAGGAAUCAAUGAGAGAUGUCCUCUACCCCAGUGAAAAGGAACUCCCGUCUUACAUCAGCAUCCUUUCCACACAGUUCUGCUGCUCUUGCUGCAGACCCAUCGUUCCUCUAAGUCUCUAAGCAUUCUUUUCAAGAAACAUUUUUAUAGAUGAAAACUCAGGCUAACCUAGUGAGUAUGAUCUUGGAACGCCCAUGAUCAACCACUUCAAAGAUCAAAGUAUUAUAUGCUGUGUGCUUCUUAGUUGUGAGUGCUGCGCGUGCAAAUCUGCUUUCCAAUUAGUGCACCAGUGCAAACAGGCUGUAUGCUAGAAACAGGCUGCAGCUCUGUCACAACAGCAUGCUGAGUGUGCUUGUGCAUGCUUGUCUACAGUCCUGUCACGACAGUGUGCUGGGUGUGCUUGUGCGUGCUUGUCUGCAGCCCUGUCACGAGUGUGCUAGGUGUGCUUGUGCGUGCUUGUCUGCAACCCUGUCACGAGUGUGCUAGGUGUGCUUGUGCGUGCUUGUCUGCAGUCCAUUGUGCAGGCCAGUGAGCUGGGUUUGCUGUUGGGAGAGUAGGUUGUCUGCAAUUUGUUCCCGUAACAGUCUCUCCUGCCAGGGUGAUGCUCCCCUGAUCCAGCUCCGCCUCGGGGAGGGGCAAUACAGUUUUUCAGUCACCUGUCAUCUUUGGUGGACUGUCACCAACCAGAAAGCGUGUGUGUCACAUCUCUAGAAAGAAGAAAACGGUUCAAUUCCUAAUGUAUACUUUUUACUUUAACUUUUAUAGUAAAAAUAAGAAUCCACGCUGACUUCCCAUGUGACCAUUCUGAUUUUACAGGAUACAAGCUAAGCACUGUGUUUUUUCUGUAGCAAUGUGUCAUUUAGUGCUUUUGUAAAAUGAGUAAAAUUUGAGGUGUUUGGCAAGAAUCAUCAUUA